This is a messenger RNA of Conger conger (European conger), 2535 nucleotides long. RefSeq names its product noggin-2-like. The transcript has a single exon. Gene Ontology annotation, biological process: osteoblast differentiation; negative regulation of BMP signaling pathway; negative regulation of cell differentiation. The coding region runs from base 1260 to 1895 and encodes 211 amino acids. The record is from RefSeq and is a predicted model, not a curated record. NCBI's taxonomy places the organism in Eukaryota, Metazoa, Chordata, Actinopteri, Anguilliformes, Congridae.
CUCAUACAGUGUGCCUAAACAGAAACUGGACAAAGCCAAAUACACAGACGUCCUAAUAACAGGAGCCACUGUGAGCUAUCGGAGAUAAAGCUCCCUCGGGGAUUGUCACAAAUACGCAUCGAUUUAGAGAUCCCGCCACUGGCUUUUCCGUUUCUCUAUGCACUGAUGAUACGGCUCGUAGUUUCUUAAAACAGAUAAGGAUGGAAUUGAUCUAAAACGAGGACCGAAUGGACAACACAUUUCCCGAAUGAAGUCAAUAAUAUAUCGCCCUCCGCCUAAAAUGGAGAGUUUGUAUUGGGGUUUAUAAAAAGCCAAUGGAUGUCAGCCUUUCCAUUUGAAACUGGUCUGUUCACUUUUUACCUUCUGUGUCUCUUCGUGGAAUGUACCAUACUUUUAUUUGGAAAGAAAAAACAGAUAACCGCAGUUUGAUUUGGACCGACGUAUGCUACGCUGUGGCUGAUGCCUGAAUUUGCGAUCCAAAGUUGGACUGACCAGUCUUGUAAAAUGUUUGUCACCGGUAAGAAAGCAUUUUCCUUUUAUAACUGCGGCAACACUAAAUGAUCAAGGACACCUUAGCCUAAAAACAACUUGGCCUAUAGAACAGGCUAUUCAACUGGGCUUCUAGGCUGUGGAAAUGACCCUCUAAAAAAAUUUUUUAAGUUGAAAGUUGGAUAUUUCUGUCGGGCGUGGAACCAACAAAUGCGAACUGUAAUCACUUAGCCUACUACAGAUAGGCUACAAUACGAAUUUCGCCCUCUACGUUUUUCAACUCCUUUUUUGGAUUGUUUUUUGAUUCUCCCCUCGAACUCUCUUUGGAUGUAUUUUGUCCUGGGAAAACACGAGCCAUAGAACAGUUCACUCCUAGCAACACUCCCAGCGCCAGCCCUGUCAUCGAGUCUAGACAAUUUGUCGUGGCAUCGAGUCCCUCUGUAACCAUGGCGACCAUCAGAAACUCACUGUGAAUUUUGGAUAAAAAAGAAAAAAGGGUGAGGGAGAAGGAAAGGGUGAAGGGAGUUGAGGCUUUGCGUUUUGUUCGAAGAGUAAUUAUUCUGCAAUGAAGACAAAUCAUCUAUGUGAGAGGCAUGCAAUAGUGUGGGAAGUCUAGAGAGCGCCUUGUGGGUCCAGUGGAACUCCUUUCAUUGAAGUCCGGUGUAGUCUAUUAAAAGACUGGCUUUAACAUCGCCUAUUUAUGAAACCCUCGACUCUUAAUUUUGAAGUGCUCCACCACGGUGAAAAAUAAAACAAAUAAGAAGAUAAAUAUGGGGUUUUCACAUACGCUGGUUGUGUAUGUGUUAGUGUCCAUACAUCUAAGUGUUUCGCAACAUUUUCUUCGCCUGCGCCCUUCACCCAGCGACCAUCUCCCUGUGCCUGAUCUCAAGGAGGAUCCAGACACGGAGUAUGACCCCCGCGAACACGACCUAGCCGAGAGGACUCUGAGGAAAAAACUCGGCAGCAACUUUGAUCCUAAUUUCAUGUCGAUCAGCUUCCCUGUGUCGGUGAACUUGUCGAUCCAAGACACACUGUCGAGACAGCCAGGACCGAUGCCCAACGAAAUUAAAAAGUUGGAUCUUUCCGAAACACCUUACGGGAGACGAGUGAAAGUUGGCAAAAAGGCUCGCAGGAAAUUUUUGCAGUGGCUGUGGACGUACACGCACUGUCCGGUGGUAUACACCUGGAAAGACUUGGGGUUGAGGUUCUGGCCACGCUAUAUCAAGGAUGGCAACUGCUUCAAUGAGCGCUCUUGUUCCUUCCCGGAAGGGAUGUUUUGCAAGCCCGUGAAGUCAGUCACCAAGACUUUCCUCCGGUGGUACUGCCAAGGGUUUUUAAGACAGAAAUAUUGUACGUGGAUACCGGUCCAGUACCCAGUCAUCUCGGAAUGCAAGUGCUCUUGUUGAGUUACUGUGGAAAGGGGUUUGGGGGUGGACUAGAACACGGUUUCUAUUGCACUGUGAACUUUCAGAACAGAUGUCGUGUUAUUUCGAAGGGCACCAUAACGAAUCUAUUUUUAUAUAUAGUAUUUUAAUUGAAAUAUCAACAUUGUAUAUAUUUAAGAUAAAAAUGCAGCUAUUUUUUUCUAUGAACAGGACCAUGUUAUUUCAACCCCACUAAAAAUGUUCCUUUGGGGGUAAGGUAAGCACUUCAGAAGGAAGCGCUUUUAUUUUUAUGAAAAAUUGAAGAUGGAAUGCAACUUCUCCAAGAAGAUUUACUUUUCAUCCGAUUAUUAAUGCUGACUGAUCAUUUAAUGCAAAAUGCUGCCUAGAUUUUUGUAUAAUUGUAUACAUAUGAAUUAAAGUGAAAAGUUGAGGAUAAAAAAUAUAUAUGUGGCGGUGAACUCAGCUUUUGGAAUACAUAGUUUAGUAGAAAAGUUACAAAUUUGUACAAUUUAUUUAUUACUUUAACGAUUGUGAGUAUAGACCCAGAAACUAUAGAAGAGUAUACAAGUAAUUAUGCGAGAUGUUUACUUGAAUAUUUCUAAAAAGAACAUAUCACUGUAAAUAAUGGUUAUGCGUUUAGCAAUAAAAUCUAUCUUUUAAA